AUGGAAAUGCGUUCCUCAGUGGUAGAGUGUGUUUCGCACCUUGUAACAACAACAACAACAACUGCACAAACAGUAAUGUCUACCAGAGAGCCAAAGAAGAGAGUUACGAGGAAGAAGAAGGACCCUAAUGCCCCAAAGAGGUCGAUGUCUGCGUACAUGUUUUUCGCUAACGAAAACAGGGACAUUGUCAAAUCCGAAAAUCCGAAUGCCACUUUUGGCCAAUUGGGUAAGUUGCUUGGUGAGAAGUGGAAGAACAUGUCCACCGAGGACAAAGAACCGUACGACGCGAAGGCCGCUGCUGACAAGAAGAGAUACGAGUCCGAGAAGGAACUGUAUAACGCUACCAAGGAGAAGUGA
Messenger RNA from Huiozyma naganishii CBS 8797, 357 nucleotides. It is a transcript of the gene NHP6A, whose product is annotated as high-mobility group nucleosome-binding protein. The transcript has a single exon. The record is from RefSeq and is a predicted model, not a curated record. The coding region runs from base 1 to 357 and encodes 118 amino acids. Lineage: Eukaryota; Fungi; Ascomycota; Saccharomycetes; Saccharomycetales; Saccharomycetaceae.